CAAAUCAGCUGUUUUGCUUGGACACAGUAGCGCUCGGUCGGUACGUGGGCGUUGCAAGUUGCAGUUACAGCUAGAACUGGAGAGUUUGCCACCCACCCACAAAAAGCGAAUACAAAAAGCAAAAGGAACAUCUCGCCAUCCACAACGACGGCUGCAAAGUCGCUCGCUCGCAGAUAAACAGUGUAAACAACAACAAAACAAACAGCAAAUUAUGUUUCCUCACUUGAAGAGUGAACGCGUCAAUCUGCAACUGCUGCAGGAGUCCGCAUGCCGCGAACUGGUGCAACAGCUCGACGCCAUACAUGGCUCCAAAGUGAUUGUGCUGGACGAGGCAAUGAUUGGGCCACUCGGUCUGGUGACCAAACCGAAUCUCUUCAGAGAGCGCUCCAUUGAUUUGUUGCCCCUUAAGCCGGAGAUGCGUUUCCCCAAGGAGCUAAGCAACAUUGUGUACAUUGUUCGGCCACAGGUGGCGCUCAUGGAUCAGCUGGUUGCGCAUGUGAAAACCAACAGUCAACAUGGCCGGCAAUUUCAUAUUCUCUUCGUGCCACGGCGCUCGUGUCUGUGCAUCAAGCAGCUGGAGAACAAAGAGGUGAUGGGCGCAUUUGGACGGCUUGAGGAGUUGCCCUGGAACUUUCUGCCCCUCGAUGCGGAUGUGGUGAGCAUGGAAAUGCUGCAUGCAUAUCGUGAUGUCAGCAUCGAUGGCGACACCACAGCGCUGUAUCAGGCGGCCAUUGGAUUGGUGCAAUUGCAGCGUCUCUACGGACGCAUACCCAAGAUCUAUGGCAAGGGUGUCCAGGCGCAGCUGGUGUGGGAUCAUGCCAAGCAGCUGGCCAUCGAUGAGAAGUCACUGUACAACGGCGAUAAGGGCGCCAUCGAUCAGCUCAUUCUGUUGGAUCGUGGCAUCGAUCUGCUGUCGCCGCUGGCCACCCAAUUAACAUACGAGGGACUGAUUGAUGAGUUCUAUGGCAUACGACAGAAUCAACUGACGCUCCCCGCUGAGCAUUUUCCCUCCUACAAUGCAGUCAAUUCGUCGUCCACAGCUGCGAAUGCUGCCCGUGCUGCUGAGGAGUCGGAACGCUUGCUGUCGGACAGAGGACAGCGCAAGACGCUGAUGCUGCACUCGGGCGAGGAGCUGUAUGCGGAGUUGCGCAACAAGAACUUUAACGAGGUGCGCAUGCUGCUCGUGCGCAAGGUGAAGGAAAUCCAGGAGCAGAUGAAUUUGAAUUCCCAGCAGCAAUCGGUGCAGGAGAUCAAGAGCUUUGUCGAGCGUAUGCCACAGAUGCUGGAACAGAAGCGUGCCACCUCGGAUCACACAGCCAUCGCGGGUCUGAUCGAUGAGCAACUGAAGAGCUAUGCUUUCAACGAUGACCUCGCCGCCGAGCAGGAGUUCAUGGUGUGUGCGGACAUCGACAAGUCGAGCUCGUACAUUGAGGAUCUCAUUGCUCGCCACUCGGAGCUGCACAAUGUGCUGCGCCUGAUUUGUCUGCAGUGCGCCGCCGCCUCCGGUUUCAAGGAGCGUGUGCUCAACCAUUACAAGCGCGAGCUGGCCCAUGUCUAUGGGCUGGAGGUGCUGCUGACCAUCAGCAAUCUGGAGAAGGCGGGUCUGCUGCAUGCCCAGACCGAAUCGCGUGCUUACGCCGUGCUGCGCAAGACACUUCACCUGACCGUGGACGACAGCGUCGAGGUGAAUCCCAAGGACAUCAGCUACGUGCACAGCUUCUAUGCUCCGUUGACCGCUCGCCUCGUCGAGCACUCGCUGAAGCCGCUUGGUUGGCAGUCGCUCAAGAGCCAGAUCAACAAUCUGCCCGGCCCGACGUUCGAGGACUUCCAAGUGCCUCUAAUUGGCAUCGGGGGACGUCAUGGAGGCGGCGGCACGCCCAGCGAGACAUCGCUGUUGCAUGCGCGACGUGUGGUGCUCGUGCUCUUCGUGGGCGGCUGCACGUUUGCGGAGAUUGCGGCGCUGCGAUUCUUGGCGGCGCAGGAGGACAACAAUGUGCAGUUUGUGAUUGCGACAACGAAGAUCAUCAAUAAGCGCACGUUCCUCGAGAGCGUGAUGGGAUCGUGAAGGCAGCGCCUCAGUCGCCUGGAGGCGCAUCGCUUGUCCGUCAGCUGUGGCAUGUCGCGGGGUCGCAACGCCUCCAUCCCGUUGAAGCCAUGACCAAAAAUGUGCCAGCCAAAGCAGCCCAAACAGCGCAGUGCUGGCUACAAACCCAAGCCGAUGACGACAGCAAAGCAACCGAUGCCAGAGUAGACCACCACACAUAGAAGAUGUCUGCUCUAAAUUAUAUAUAUAUAUAUAUAUAUACACGCAAACAUAUAUAAAUAGAUAUAUCCUGUGUGUAUAAAUGUUAUUUUUCUAUACACAACGCGAAGAUUCGAUAACGGCAUAUAAUAAUUCUUAUUAUUAAUCAACUAUUUAUGUAUAUCCAGAUUAUAGAUGAUAACUCCUACUAUAUAUACCAUAUAUGUCAUACUAUAUAUUUUAUAUGUGUACAGUUUGAAUGGGGCUCUUGCAACUCGCGAUUUGUAGAUACAACCUCUCUAGAUGUUAUUACAUAUACUACAUAAAUAUAACCAUAAAAUCCCCCACACACAAAUUAUAUCUAAAAACAUAUAUAUUUAUAUAAUCUUUAUACACUUGUAAAGUAAGAAAGAAAACGAGAGAACGACAGAGAAAGAUAGAGUGAAUACUCCUUAGGGAAUUGCUUGGCAAAAACAUUCCGUGGUCAGCUUAUUGCAUACAACAAAGAAUUAAAAACUAGACAAACUGAAACACACUUAAGUAUAUCUUUGUAUACUUUUUGAAGAAUUGUAUUGUUAAACCUAUAUGCUAUAUAUAUACACUAUGCAUAAGUUUAUUGAGUUCAAUAAAUGUAAAUUCAAAGUCCAGCUCAGACAUAGAAACCCCAAGGUUUUCUUUGUGACGAAUAUAGAAGUGAGAAGAAAAAUUUAUACAUACAUAUGUAGACAUUCUAGUUUAUACUUGAUAGAAAAACAUCAAUUAUAUGAUAUUUCAUAUAAAUCCCAUAUAGAUUAGAUUCUUAAUCCUUACCCAUAGAUGACCAGUUUUAAUUCUUUCAGCGAUAUGUUCGCGAGGUGAAUUAAUAGAUUGACGAUUUCCUAUGGCCCAGUAUUCCUCCAGAGAUAUUUGAUCUUCAUCGAUGUUAUUAAAAAUGCAUGUGCUUAGUCAAGUUUUCUUUCGUUUUUUGUAUGUUGUAUUUUUUAUUUUGUUUUAUUUUAUUGACGUGUGUAUCAAUUAAAUUGUUAUUCGUUUUGUCCACUUCAAAAAUACAAUUUAUCAAUAAUAAUAAUAAUAAUUAUAUAAAAAAAAAAACAAUUUUAUAAACAUAAAAAAUAUUACAUAUGUAUGUUCUGUUUUGUUUUCUGUUCCCCUCCUCUUGCAUUUUCCCAUAUUUAUCCAACUUCUUCUUCCUUCCCAUCGCGCUCUCGCUCCCACUCUCACUCAUCAGCGAACUGUUGCUGUCUCUGUCUCUGUCUAACCCAUGUUACAAGGAGGUUAAUGUUCUUUGAAUUUGUUAAUUUCAGUGAUUGUUUGUUGUUGUUUUUACUGUU
Messenger RNA from Drosophila nasuta, 3573 nucleotides. It is a transcript of the gene car, whose product is annotated as vacuolar protein sorting-associated protein 33A. Bases 212 to 2065 code for a protein of 617 amino acids. NCBI's taxonomy places the organism in Eukaryota, Metazoa, Arthropoda, Insecta, Diptera, Drosophilidae. The transcript is spliced from 2 exons. Gene Ontology annotation, biological process: vesicle-mediated transport. The record is from RefSeq and is a predicted model, not a curated record.